This is a messenger RNA of Anolis sagrei ordinatus, 1469 nucleotides long. Its product is annotated as phosphatidylethanolamine-binding protein 1-like. Gene Ontology annotation, biological process: negative regulation of MAPK cascade. NCBI's taxonomy places the organism in Eukaryota, Metazoa, Chordata, Lepidosauria, Squamata, Anolidae. The record is from RefSeq and is a predicted model, not a curated record.
CGCUGUCAAUCCGGAGACGGGAGCCGUUUCUGCCCCUGGCCGAGGCUGGGCGCGCUUUUGGUGGGACGUGCUGCGGGGAGGAGGAGGAGGAGGAGGGGAGCCUGCCUUCGCCAGCUAAGAUGCCCGUGGACCUUUCGGCCUGGGGAGGGCCCUUGAGCCUCCCCGAGGUGGAGGAGAAGCCCGACUACCCCUUGCGGGUCCGCUAUGGCACGGUGGAGAUCGACGAGCUGGGCAAAGUGCUGACCCCGACCCAGGUGAAGAAUCGCCCAACGAGCAUUGAAUGGGAAACCUGUGAUCCAGAGAAAUUCUAUAGUUUGGUUCUUACUGACCCUGAUGCCCCUAGCAGGAAAAAUCCCAAAUUCAGGGAGUGGCACCACUUCCUUGUGGCCAACAUGAAGGGUAAUGACAUCAAUAGUGGUUGUGUCCUGUCAGACUACAUUGGAUCUGCUCCUCCGAAAGGGUCAGGGCUCCAUCGCUACGUGUGGCUGGUCUAUCAGCAGCCCCAGGAACUGAACUGCAAUGAGCCUACCCUCAGCAACCGUUCGGCGGAUCAGCGCAGCAAUUUCCAUGUGUCUUAUUUCCGCAAGAAGUAUAAGCUGGGAACCCCUGUGGCAGGCACUUGCUACCAGGCUGAGUGGGAUGAUUAUGUCCCAAAGGUCUAUGAGCAGUUAUCUGGAAAGUAAAGCUGGCCUCUUGCCCUGUUCCAAUGCACGCUUUUCUGUACCACCCCUUACCUUUAGUGUUGCAUAAAUUACUGGGAUGAUACUGGAAAUCCCAUACUGCUCCUGAUGCUUGUGUGGGAGCAUGCACUUUCAUUUUGCUUGGUUAGUUGGUAAUGUAUUAAUGUAAUCUGUUUUAACAAGUUAAGUCUGUGUGGCCUUCAAGAUAAUGAUGGACUGCACCAUCCCUCAGAAACAACCUGAUGCAGCCCAGCAGCCUCUGAAGGGCCACAUGUGGGUCUACAGCCUCUUUCUCUUUCAUGGCUCUGCUCAUAAGCUCAGAAAGCCCUGGGGGUAUUUUAGUGGGAAGGGAGGCACAAAGUAUACUGGCCCUCUGUGUUUCUGAUGUGUUUAAAUAUGAUAGUGAGCCUCCCUUUAGACAGUAUUGGGGUUGCUCUUUUGAUUGCUUUUGCCUGUCAUCUUUUCUCAUUAAGUUCCUCUUAUCUUUCAUUGCCUUCAUGUUUUAGCAAGAUGUUAAUAGUACUUGCAACCUUUUAAAAGCUGUUUUUUAUUGUUGGGUUCUUGUCCCCUCCCUCUACCAGUAUAUUUUGCCAGUGUUACACAUGGAGAUGGAUCUGUCUUUCUCCCCACCAGUGUUGUUCUUAGGCAGGCUAUAGCAGAUGUUUUUAGAGAUUUAUUGGCUUGACUCACACAUUAACCAGUGUUGUAGCACUUCCUUGAUAAGGGGAGGGGCAAUAUGUGUAUCUGCUCUUGUUUCUGUUUGGAACUCAAUAAAAAGUUUAGAAUUGA